AUGAAAGCCCGAUGAGCGAGGCGUCCACGCGGUAACCGGCAGCGAUGGUGACGAGAGGGGGAGCGCCGUGUAACGCAUCACGUGACUGCACGGACACGGCGACACCAAAUGUGACGCCGAAGUGCCAUUUGCAGAAUCUUUAGGAUUUACGCGGAGUCUUUUACGCGGCGCGUUCAUGCGGUGCACUGUAUUUUACUGUACUAUAAUGUGCUGCAUAUGAGAGCGCAUUAAGAAAUAUGGACAGGUCAGCAAAACAAAACUCACCGGCGUUGUUGUGGGAGAAGAGCGAGCUAUGAGCUGGUAACUGUAACUUCGCUCCAUGAAUGCUAUGAAUGAUUCUCUGGAUGAAACGCACACCUCUGGCAGCCACGGGGAGAGAGCGGCCAUAUUUCGAGGCGCGAGAGGCAGCGACAUCGUUGGGGCGGCCUUGAUCCCACUGCGCUCCCCCUUGCAGCCACCCAAUACUCAUCACAACAAGACGACUCCUGCGGUCUCCAUGCUCUUCAAGGGAAAUAGGAAGUCCAAAGAAGGUGUAGAGACACAAAUGGGACCUGUCCCAAAUCCCUUUCCAGAGCUGCUACCAUCCGCUGUCUCCUUAGUUUCUGAAUGUCUGUUACCCUGGACCAAAAACAGUGCGACUCAGGUAAUCAAAGUCUACAGUGAAGAUAACACCAGUCGGGCUGUUGAGGUACCCAGUGACAUCACCGCCCGGGAUAUAUGCCAGCUCUUCAUCCUGAAGAACCACUGCGUCGAUGACCACAGCUGGACUCUGUUUGAACAGAUCCCACAUCUGGGCAUCGAGAGAACCAUAGAAGAUCAUGAGUCGGUUAUGGAGGUCCAGUCGAGUUGGGGAAUGGACUCUCACUGCUGUCUGUACUUCAGGAAGAAUUAUGCCAAAUAUGAGUUCUUCAAAAAACCUCUUGAUUUUUUUCCCGAGCACAUGGUGUCUAUAUCGAGUGAAACCAAUGGAAUCAUGAACCACUCACAACUAAUCCAGACGUUUCUCAGUUCCAGCUCCUGUCCUGAGAUCCACGGGUUCCUCCACGCCAAAGAGCACGGCAGGAAGUCCUGGAAAAAGUUUUACUUUGUGCUAAGAAGAUCAGGAUUGUACUUCUCCAACAAGGGGACAUCAAAGGAACCGAGACACCUGCAGUUUAUUUGCGAGUUCACCGAAAGCGACAUCUACACAUUAUUAAGCGCCAGAAAAGUUUACGGAGCCCCUACAGACUACGGAUUCUGUGUGAAGGCGAGCAAGUCGAAUGUGUCACGUGAUCUGAAACUGCUGUGUGCAGAUGAUGAACAAACCAGGACAUGUUGGGUUACAGCCAUGCGCCUCUUUAAGUAUGGCAUGCAGCUUUACAAUAACUUCAUCCAGCCCUAUCAGAAGCAGAAGAGUUCUCCUAUGAGGAGUAUCUCUGAGAACUCUCUGGUAGCGAUGGAUUUCUCAGGACACAAGAGUCGGGUGAUAGAGAACCCAUCAGAGGCUCUGUCAGUGGCUGUGGAGGAAGGCCUGUCGUGGAGGAGGAAAAGCUGCCACAGGUUGAGCUCUCACGGCAGUCCAUCUACCACUCAGAGCUCCCUGUCCAACUUAGCUAUCCAUGUGGCUCAGCCGUGGUUUCACAGUAAAGUUUCUCGAGAGGAGGCUCAGAAAUUAAUCACUCAACAGGGCCUCAUUGACGGGCUUUUUCUUGUAAGGGACAGCCAAAGUAACCCCAGGGCAUUUGUCCUGUCACUGUGCCAUACGCAGAGAAUCAAACACUUUCAGAUCGUACCAGUUGAAGAGAACGGCGAGUUAUUCUACAGUCUAGACGACGGACACACGCGUUUCACUGACCUGCUGCAACUAGUUGAGUUUUACCAGCUGAACCGAGGCGUUCUCCCCUCGAGGCUAAAACAUCACUGUGCCCGUAUCACCAUCUGAACCGCAGCGCACCCUAUAGAGGUCCGUGAGGGUCCCUGCCAUGCACCGCGCUCUCAUGCGCUUUAAAACACACAGGCGAUAUUUUUUGGACAUCGGUUUGUGCCUUGGAUGGGAAACUCAACCCAGUGGAAAUCACCAACUUUGUCCAGUAGAGUUUCACCUUCUGCCCGUCUGUACCGAUCAACUUUAAGUCUAUCUUUACUGAUUUAUGACGGACCGGUGCUGUCUGUUAGUUGUGGUUGUCAUACUUGCAUUACUAAAGAGACCGGGUUGGGCACAUGGAUGACUGAGGACCCUGAUAUUCACUGAGGGCUGGCUAACCAGAAUGUAUAAUGUCAAUCUCACAGCUACUGUCUCUCCUGAUACACACACACACACACACACACACAAUGGUUGACUUGAAACCAACUUGUUAAGCUACCGAUCAAAGUUCAUUUUUUAAAUUAAUAGUAGACUGCGUGAGUCUCCGUUGGGUGUGAACAAACUGAAGCUGGGUGUACGCUGUACGAUUGUUGUACUAUCAAAAUUACGCUUUUGAGUUUAGACUUGACUCGACACUCCACCUUUUUAUUUAGUUUGUUUUAAAAAAUAAACCGAUACAAGAGCAAGAGUUUGCCAGGCUUUCUGCAGUACCGUUUCCAUUUUGUGAAAGAGGAUAAACAUUGACAAUCACGACCAAAACUUAUUAUGGUAAAGUUUAACAUCAAAGAUGGUUAAUAACGCACAAUCUGCUUUGGAGUCCAAUCUUACAACAUCACACAGUGUGCACCCGGCUUAAAAGACAUGGUAUAGCCAUAAUCCAAAUAAAUAAUAAGCUGAAACUUUUGGGGUUUGUUGUAUUUUGUUAGUCAUGUGUCAAAAAAUUCAGGUAUUUUAUACACAAGGCUAUAGAUGCUUUAGUGAACAUGUAUGUGCAUGCCGUAGACGUCGAAGCGGCAUGAUUGCGUUUGUCUUGGGCGACACGUUUGGUAUUAACCUCUGCUGUACCGCACCAUGGAAUGUAUCAUUACCAUCCAAUGACAGCGAUGCUGAACGCGUAUCAUGCAGUUUACACAGAAGAGCUGUUCGCUCGGACGAAGAAUGUGUGAGAAUAAUCAUGUGACUUAUAAAUGAUUGCAGAACUCAAUUGUUGUACAUUGAAACUGUUUGUUUUAUAGACACAAGAAUUCAGGUAAAUGGUGUUUUAUACCUGAAUUUGUACAUUGUAAAAUGAUCAAAACUUGUAUGUGCCGAGUUUCCAAAAGACAACAAAUGCAUUGUUUGUCUAAAAAAUGAUAAAUUAUGUGUGAUUUCUGAAUAUCCAAUAUAAUGGAACAAAAGAUGUAUUGAACAAAUAAGCAUCUGAAAUAAUUUAAGCACUAUCAACGAAUAUGGUAAACUUCAGUGUCCAUUUACUUUAUUGAAGCAUUAUAGCCACAAAUACCCCUUUGUGUGAACUUUUAUCUCAUAAAAUUAAUGAAGCAUGCAAACUUGGUCGUUUUGAACCUUAUUAACAAACCUAAAUUAAUUAUUAACUCAUUUUAAUUACCAAAAAUUUUAUGUUUAGCACACAACCCUAUUAUUAAUACAUGAACUUUGCCCCAUUACACUGCACAAUCCAUUUAAAAUAUGACACCAGGAAAUAACAUCAACAAAUCUUGCACAAAUUGACACAAUUACACAUUUUUACAUGUAUUUAGCUCAACUAUUCAACCCUGUUACCAAACAUUAGAUGUUCUUUAAACUUAUAUUUGCUAUAAAUGAUUAACUGUAAACCAGAUCAAACCCAUUAGAGUUUAAUAUAAUAUGUUGUCUCAAUAUUCGGUAAUAGGGUUAAAUGGUAUAGACCACCUUGAAACUAAAUGUAUGAUGAAUAUAAAAUUUACUUUGCCUCGUGAAUUUGAUGAUAAACAUUUGCUAAAAGUUAAGCAAUUUUCACUUCAUUAGUUCUGUACCUUUUCGUGAAAAGGGCUGUUUAUGAAAUGCACAUUUAUCAACGUCCAUUUGACUGUUUUUUUUAGAGAAACUGUUUGUUUGUUUGAUCUUUUCCGUGUAUGUUUCUUGUAGAUUGACUUCAGUAUGAUAAUUUGCGUAUUAAAGCAAAAAAGGAAAAAAAUACAAAAGCAUUUAAAAACUGUUAAGAUGGUCAAGGUUUAUAAUUGCACUGUAGUUGAAACACUGUAACUUGAUUUGUUUUGUUGACGCUUAUCCAAGAUUUCAUUUCUCUGACUGUUUUUUUUUUUUAAUGAUGUUUUAUUGAUAUUUUGUUAUUGCUGUCAUGUCCCUCCUCUGUUCUGACAUACAGACAUGUGUUCUGCAUCUGAAUCUGUAUAUUAAUCUGAAUGAUGGAUAUGAAAUGACCAGGAUUAUAUACUUGAUGUUCUUUUCUAGAGCACAUUUAUCAGGUUUUGUGAGAUUUCCUAAUACAGAUGAAUUAACCCAGACGUGCUUCUGAUAGAGUCUAUUCAGUAUGGGUUCAAAUCUUUUUUUUGUACUUUUUUGUAUUUCUGUUAUUUUAUGUAAAUGUAAAACUUAAAACUCUACCGUUUGUUUCCCAUUUGUUUAUUGACACUGACAGCAAAUAAACUUGAAACACCCCUUUCCAUCCAGAA
Molecule: messenger RNA, 4512 nt
Organism: Paramisgurnus dabryanus
Lineage: Eukaryota; Metazoa; Chordata; Actinopteri; Cypriniformes; Cobitidae
Gene: grb14
Product: growth factor receptor-bound protein 14
Biological process (GO): insulin receptor signaling pathway; negative regulation of insulin receptor signaling pathway
Cellular component (GO): plasma membrane; cytoplasm
Source: RefSeq, a predicted model, not a curated record